This is a messenger RNA of Colletotrichum karsti, 2907 nucleotides long. Its product is annotated as C6 transcription factor. The transcript has 5 exons. The record is from RefSeq and is a predicted model, not a curated record. Bases 1 to 2907 code for a protein of 968 amino acids. Gene Ontology annotation, biological process: positive regulation of transcription by RNA polymerase II; DNA-templated transcription. Lineage: Eukaryota; Fungi; Ascomycota; Sordariomycetes; Glomerellales; Glomerellaceae. Gene Ontology annotation, molecular function: sequence-specific DNA binding; zinc ion binding; DNA-binding transcription factor activity, RNA polymerase II-specific. Gene Ontology annotation, cellular component: nucleus.
AUGAGUCCUCCAUCACGCCCUGUCAAGACUGACAACAACUCUCCCCCGGAUUCGCAAGCUUCUGGAGUCUCUCCCAACAUGUCGGACAACGAAUCUGCAGCUCCCUCUGCUGGGUGGCCCGUCAAGGAGCCUCCCUCCCCCAGCGGCAGUCAGUCUGGUUCCGAGGACGAGAAAAUGGGAGGAGAUGCCCCCAACGUUCCUGUACAAAAGCGUCGACGUGUUACGCGAGCUUGCGACGAGUGCAGGCGUAAGAAAAUCAAGUGCGAUGGCAAGCAGCCUUGCACUCAUUGCUCCGUCUACAGCUACGAGUGCACAUAUGACAAGCCUUCAAACCGCCGCAGAAACCCUGCUCCUCAGUACAUUGAGGCAUUGGAGAGCCGUCUGCAACGCGCCGAAACUCUUCUGCGCAAGUUCAUUCCCGACGUUGACUUGGCUGAUCCGACACUGGACCCUGCGGUACAGCAAGAGUUCCGCAGCAGAGAGCACGCACGAAGCCAAGCAGCCAAGCUGAGGCACGAACCUUUUGUUACUAACGAGAAGGAAGACGCGCAGCUUCUGUCCAUGAUCGAGUCCAUCGGUCAACUGGACUUGGACGAGAAGGGCGGAUGGGACUUCCACGGUGUCUCGUCCGGCGCCGUCUUCUUGCGGCGGAUGAAGGAGCACUUCCGGGGCAUGAUGGGACCCGUCACCAAAGUGCCGUUCCUCCCACGGCCAGAACGGCCGGCAGGCCUCAUCAACUUGGAUUCUCCAAUUUCGGCCGCCAGCUCUCCUUUCGACUCCACCAUAUCAACUCCCCCUGAGCUGCCUCCCAAGGAGGUUGCCAGGAGACUAUGUUACUACUCGCUGAAUUGCGCCACAUGUCUGAUCCGUGUGGUCCAUGUUCCUACUUUUUACGAAUUAUUUGAUCGCAUUUACGAAAAGUCUCACGAAGAUUACACCAAGGAAGAGCACCGUUUUGUGGGUUUGCUCUUUGCAGUCAUGGCUCUAGGCUGCAUGUACGCCAAUUUGGACGAGACUGCACCUCCCAGGGCUUACAAGGACUCUGUGGAAGAAGGAAUGAAGUACUACGAUGCCGCCAGGCGUAUCCUACAAGACAUCACGGAAUGCCGUGAUCUAACGUCACUUCAAGCACUGCUUUUUAUGAUUCUGUUCCUGCAAGCAACCUCGAACUUGAGCGGCUGUUAUGCAUUCGUAGGCAUUGCCCUUCGGUCAGCCCUGCGUAUGGGCCUGCACAGGUUCUUGAAGCACGAGCAGAUUUCCAUCAUUGAGCAGGAAGUGAGGAAGCGGGUGUUUUGGGUUAUACGACAGAUGGAUAUCUACGUCUCUGCUAUGCUCGGAUUUCCAUUGCUACUCAACGCGGACGAUAUCGACCAGCCGUACCCCACCGAAAUCGACGACGAGUACAUCACGAACGACGGCAUCCUAACACCGCCGCCGGGCGUAUUUUCUUUCUUUGAGGCCUUUAACGCCCACAGUCGCCUCAUGGAGAUUUUGGCCAAGAUCCUCAAAUUCGUCUACCCCUUGAAGGGCCUGGGGCAAAGCGUUAUGAAGGGAGACAAGCCAGGCACGACGUACCUCAUCAGCUACGCCAACAUCAAGCGGAUAGAGACCGAGUUGCAGGAGUGGUACGAGGUACUUCCUGCGCAGUGGCGACCCAGCCCGGAGGGUCCUAUUGAGGUGAUUCGCGUGCGCCACUUGUUGCGGUUCGCUUACGCACAUGUGCAGCUCGUCCUUUACCGGCCGUUCCUGCACUACGUAUCGCCUCGACUGAGCAUGGACAAGAACAUCGAUGAACUUUCGUAUGCUUGCGCUGCAGCCUGUAUCAGUGUAUCACGCAACAUUGUGCAUAUUGGUAUCGAAAUCCGCAAGCAAAACGUCCUUGCCGGGCCUUAUUGGUUUAUGCUCUUCACCGAGUUCUUCGCCAUCCUUUCUCUCGUCUUCUAUGCGAUCGAGAACCCCGAAAAGCUUGGCUCCGCGGAGGUGUUGGAGGAUGCCGUGGCAGGAAGAGACAUGGUCGCAAAACUACAGAACAAGAGCCAAGCCGCCGACAGGGUCACCGAGGCGCUCAAUGUCUUGUUCGAACAGCUGCCCGAGAGGCUCCGUCAAGCCAAGGCUCAGCCGAUCCCGACGAAGAAGCGGCCUGCGCAUGGGCCAAAGGCGAGCUCGAUGCCUAUCCACGGACACCCUGGCAUGCACCCGGGUGUCGGCCACCGCCGAUCCGAAGAACUAAGCCGAUCACCGAGUGUGUCCCUCGCCAACGGGCGGAUGUCGCAAGGCCCGAUGCGCGGCUCUUUCGACGGGGUGCCCAUUUCCGAGGCGGCGUUCCAGGACCCCAACCUCGCAAUGCAGGACCUGCUAUCCAUGGACAUGGCGUCGCGGGCCACUCCGGACUCGGUGAGCACGUCGGCAAGCUCGACUCGGCCGCAAGGAUUCCCGCCACCGCACGUCAACAACAUGAACCACAUCAGCAAGCUCGACUCGCUGAUGUUCCCGUCAGAGGAUCCGUUCGCCUACCCGAACCAGCCGAUGGUGGAGUUGGGCUACCAGAAGGGACCCGGGCCGAACAACGUCAGCGGUCCGCAGGAUACGUCCUCAUUCAUGAUGCCUGGGGCAUUCGACGAAAUCGACACACAACUACUCGGCCAGUCACCCGCGUACUUCCUGCACCAAGGACAGGGACAGCAGCAACAACAACAUCACCAGCCAGGAUUCGACAUGCCCAGUAUGUAUCAGCACUCGGGGUACACGGGCAUGACGGACUCUGCGAGGGUAGAACAGGCCAGGCGAGCACACAUGCAGCAACAGCAGCAAAGGCCGGGAGAUAUCGACAGGAUGCUCGCGGAGUCUGGUUACCAAAGCAACUGGGCGGCUGGAUUGCUCGCCAGGAACGGAUAUCAGGGCCUCUAG